AUGGCUGGCGGAAUCUUCCAAGGAAACCGGGUGAUUGGCGCCUUCAAUGGCCGGCUGUUCUUCUCCUGCUUCGUCAUCAUGCUGUCGCAGAUCAACUUUGGCAUGGAUACGAGUGCCUUCAACAACACGCAGGCCAUGACGCCCUUUGAGCGCAAGUUUGGCGUGUACCAGCCGGCCCUCAAGCGCAUUGCCAUCGAGCCCUACUUCCUCUCCUUGCUCAAUAGUCUUCCAACUAUCGGCCAGGUCUCUGGCCUGCUGCUCGGUAGUUUUGUCUGCCGUCGCUUCGGCCGCCGCAUGUCCUUCUUCACCAUGUGCUUCUUUGCUUGGAUCGCGGCGAUCCUCCUCAUCACGGCACAGGCCAAGGAACAGGUUCUCGUGGGCCGAAUGCUCAACUUCGUGUAUGUCGGCAUGGAGUUGGCCUCCGUUCCGGUCACCCAGUCCGAGCUAGCGCCGGCUGCUGUCCGAGGCUUCGUUGUCGGUACCUACCAACUCGGCAUCAUGGUCGGCGGCCUCAUCAUGGCGCUGAUCUGCCUGGGGACCAGCAAGAUCCCUAACGAGAACUCGUACCGGAUCCCUUUCGGGACGCUGUUCAUUAUCCCUACCAUUCUGUUCACCGGUACCUUUUGGAUCCCCGAGUCGCCGCGUUGGCUCCUACUCAAGGGUCGCGAUAAGCAAGCUCGUCACAAUCUCCAGCUACUUCGACAGGGAGCGUUUACCGACGAGCAGAUCGAGGAGGAGUUCCAGAUUCUGAAGGGCACACUGGAACUCACGGCCGAGACGGGUUCCUUCAAGGAGAUCUGGCAAGGCACAAACCUCAAGCGGACCUUGAUCGUGCUCGGAACGAAUUUCUUCUUGCAGGCUACUGGACAGGUUUUCGGCUCCAAAUAUGGCACGGUAUUCUUGAAGGAUAUCGGCGCCAUCGACCCGUUCGUCAUGUCUACCGUCAAUACCGUUUGCGCUAUUGCCGCCGUGCUCCUCUGCAUGGGGAUCAACGACAAGGUCGGCCGAAAGUCUUUGAUGAUGAUUGGCACCUGCAUCCAGGGCGGUGCUCUGGUCGCGAUGGGCGGUCUUGGCUCAGUCGCCAACCCAAGCCGAGAGUACAAGAUCGGCAUUACAGCUAUGACUGUUGUCCUGAACGCAGCUUACUGCUUCGGCUGGGCGCCGCUGUCCCAUGUCAUCACCGCCGAGAUUCCCACUACCAGACUUAGAGAUAUCACCUACGCCACUGGGAGUGUGGUCAACAUUGCAGUCGCAUUCUCCAUCACGUUCAGUCUGCCCUAUCUCCUCUACGCUCCUUAUGCUGCUUUGGGCCCCAAAGUUGGCUUUAUCUUCGGCUCAUUCGCCCUCUUGGCCAUCUUCUUCGCCUGGUUCUGCAUCCCGGAGACAGGGGGACUUACACUUGAGGAGCUCGACUACCUGUUCUUGCAAGACGUACCUGUUCGUAAGUUCAGCAGUUACAAGCACGGCCAAGUCCUGCCUUCGGAGAUUGCGGAGACCAGCGCCAAGGAGCCUCAAGCCCUCCAGAUGAUGCCAACCCAGUCUGACCUUUUCUUUUCUAGGGCUGCUACCCGCGCUGCCAUUGGUGGCGACCCGGCGCCGGGCUCGAUGCCAAGGCACUGGGUCCGGCAAGACAUCACGGCCGAGCCGACAGAUGACGUUUCCUCCGCUAGUCGGAGACAUCUAUCUGAGAGCUCCUAUGAGACCACAUCCGGGUCUGGUGAUAGCAGCUCACCAGACGAAGAGGGGCAGCCGAAAUACAACUUGUGGCAUUUGUCAGGACACGCUGAUGGUCUGACCCAACUGCCUAUCGAACCCACGAAACAGAAUGUUGUGCUUGUUCAGACAUUUUCCCAGGUUCUGAACCACUUCAAGGGCUCUUUCGACGGUGUACCCGAUGCCGACAAUCCUUUCCUUUUACACUACGUGCCCUGGUGUGUGCAGUCACCGCUCCUGGUCCACUCCUCGCUCUACAUCGCAGCCAGGUCUCUUGUGGAGAGGAAUUACGUGGACGAGCGCACGACAACGCAGCUUAAAGGCUUCGCGAUAAGAAGACUGAACGAGCACCUCCGGUCUGCCGACUGCACCAACGACGAGGCCAUCGGGGCGGUGGUCCAGUUCACCUCGAUCGAGAUCUUCUUUGGCAACCUCGGGGUCAUGCAAACCCACCUGAAAGGGCUGCGGGAGAUGGUCCGCCUGCGAGGCGGUCUUCCCAAUCGCGGCGUGGGGGAGCUGGUGAGCAAGGUCGCACUGGUCGACGACUGUCUCAUUUCCUUGGCGUAUGAAACGCCGCCAGUGUUGCAGCAAAGUGCAGAUUGCGGACACGGUCUAGACUCUGGCCGCGCAGAAGCCACCAAGGUCUCCUUCAGCUCGCCCUUCAUCGUGCCCCUGGUGCCCUUCCGGGAUUGCUGCCAUCUCCUUGGAUUGCACCCCUUCACGGCGAGCAUCCUUGAUGACGUCUCUUUCCUAGUGGACACUGUCAAUCGUCUGUCUGACAACCCUAGCGCCGAAGAGCUUCGCAAAACAGCAAUGACUGCCGCGUUUGUACACGACCGGAUCGCCAGGCUACCCACGAGUGAUCCCGCUACGCACGAGGACCGGGCCGCCGGCGACAAGGGCGAGCAUGCGAGAGGAUCAGAAGCGAGUGAUAGUCCUACGCCUCACUCCCUCUUGCCAGAGUACCCCGAAUUUGAGUCAGCAUCGAAGGGGAGGAAGAGGAAGUCCGGAAAUUGUAGGGUAGUAAUACCCGAUGACAUACCAGACAGUCCCUCGCCCACAGACGACGCGCUGUACACGGCGGUGCGGCAAGCAGCCCUCGUCUACGCACGAGCAAUCGGCAGCCACCAGCCCCUCAGCUCCACAUGCUCUGCGGACGAAGCCCUGUCGAUACUCAUGGCAACGUGGCGCGUGCCGCUGGCGAGAUGGCGAGGUAUCGUCGGGAUCUUUAUUUUUAUCAUGGCAUCCAUCGCUCCGACUGUCACACAUCAUUCUGGAGCAACUGCCUCGAGCGGAGCUAAAGAAGAUGCUGAUGCCUCCCGAAUUGACUUCGGACCCCACGCUGGAUUCGUCAAGUCGAUUCUACAGAUUGGCCUUAUGCAGAUGUCACUGGAGAGCUGGAGCACGUGCAAGGACACGAUGAAGAGAGCGCUCAGGUUGCAGUCCUGGUUGACUGAACGCACUGGGCAGAGCCAGGGAGAAUGA
Molecule: messenger RNA, 3198 nt
Organism: Thyridium curvatum
Lineage: Eukaryota; Fungi; Ascomycota; Sordariomycetes; Thyridiales; Thyridiaceae
Exons: 8
Coding region: 1-3198 (1065 amino acids)
Biological process (GO): transmembrane transport; carbohydrate transport
Cellular component (GO): membrane
Molecular function (GO): carbohydrate:proton symporter activity
Source: RefSeq, a predicted model, not a curated record